AACCUAACCUCGUGUAAAACAAAAUCAAUGCACUACGAGGUGUGUCGAUGCAGUCUGAACAUUUACUUAUAAAAUAAAUCAACGGACGAUUUUGUUGAAAAGAACAUUGAUCGGUUCAUAGUGAUUUUCGUAAAUUGCCUGAAGGUACCCGUUAAGGUGAAAAACAACGUUUGGUUGUAAAAACUGAACAAUUUUAAAAGAGAAAUUUUCGGUGUCGACUAAAUGGAAACAAUCCAAAGAUGAUUCUCGAAAGUGUUACCAAUCAACAGAAAAUAGCUGAUGAUUGUGAAUGUGCGCGAAACGUCGUGCAACAAAAUUUCUACAUAAAGCAUCGGAUUAAAGUUUGCAAUCCGGAUUAGACGGGAUGCCGUGAUCGCAUAAGGUGGUUCAGUCCUUGAAAUCGGAGAAGCGAUGCAAAAUUGUUACGACGACGACGAUCGCAACGUCGUCUAUAAGGAUGUGGUCAUUAUAGGAAAUGGACCCAGCGGAAUAUGUCUUUCUUACAUGCUCGCCGGGAACUGGCCGUACUAUACCGGCGAGCCACAUCCUGGGGACGAGAUGCUCACCGCGAGACUGCACUUCAGCACCAGACCAGAGGAGUGCAGCCCCGCGUCCAUGGACGACGAAACCAGAAACGGGACGAGCAAUAGGUGGCAGCAGAGCAAGUCUGAUCGAUGCGAAUCGAGGAGCCAAGGGAGAGGGUUGGCUCGCAGCACGCGCUGCAAACUCGAACACCUCUCUUCCGGGAUAGAGGGUAGAGUGGGUGGUCGACCUUUGGCUCUUCUGAUGGACCAACUUCAACAUCCUUGCGUGGAUGCUGGUCUCGACGUGCCGUCUCUGCUCACGUGGAAAUCCGUCGAUCAGCAUCCCGAACACAAAGUCAUCGAUCACGUCGUCCUUGGGAAAGGUCAACCUGGUGGUGCCUGGCAGACGAUGGAUCCAAACGUGUUGACCAUCAGCUUGAAUCGAUGGAUGUCGUUACCAGACUUGGAGAUACGGCAAUGGGAGAAGAUGGUGGAGUCCGAAUUACUUCGGACAACUAAUUCAACGGAGGGUGGACCAUGCGCGUUCCAAGAAAGGCUGAACGCGAGUAAAACGACUAGCAGAAUUUCCGUAGGCACUGUAGCCGCCUACUAUAAAGACUACGUUCGCAGAAAAGGAUUGGAGCAAUUCUUUCGAUGCGGAACUACGGUUACUUCGGUGAGGCCAGCCCGCGUUUCGAAUGCCGACGAGACAGACAAUCGUUACGGAUGGCUGGUGGAGGGGUUCGAGAACAAAACUGGAAAAGUGUUCCGAUAUCGAUGCAAACGUGCCGUUCUUGCCACGGGCACCACCGAUUUGUCCAAUCAGUUAGGGAUACUCGGGGAAGAUUCACAUCCCGAGUGGGUGACGCAUGAUCUGAAUGACCUGGAGUCGAGAUUAGAUCGUCUGGUCGAUCAAUAUCACGAUGAAGAAUUGGCAGACCGCGUCGAGCCUGUUCUUAUAAUCGGCGCUGGACUUAGCGCAGCUGACGCGAUAAUCGCUGCUCGUUUCCGAGGUAUACCCGUGUUGCACGCGUUCCGGGAUCCGUCGAGCGAAUGGAGUAAAUCGAAAGACGAGAGGAUAUAUCACACCAAGUUCGACAGGUUGCAGGGACUCCCCAGUUCCAUGUAUCCCGAAUACCAUAAGGUUUACGAGAUGAUGGCCGACGGGGGUACCAAUUACCCUCUCUACAGAGCGUUGCAAGGAUACUCGCUGAUCGGUUUCGACGGAAAUGGAGGCGAUAGCAUGGAUGUAGACGAGUCCCAGAGCCGAGUGGUCACACUUCUAGCUCCCGAUGGACAGCUUAGGGUGUUUCGCGUAUCUGUCGUGGCUAUACUCAUCGGGUACAAGCCUGACCUGUCCUAUCUGGAAGGUAACGGUAUCGGCCUCGGAAGAUUGCCUGAUAAGCCCAUAGACCGUAAAUUGAAUCCAAUCGACGUUGACAAUUUCACCUACGAGGUGGUUAAAGCGCCGAGACCUGGUCUGUACGCCCUGGGUCCUCUGGUCGGGGACAACUUUGUACGAUACAUACUUGGGGGAGCGUUUGGGAUCUUAGCUCACAUUUUAAAUACCUCCAGCUCAUGAGCUAAACCUUCACGAUCCUCCCAACGGUGUAAAUGUGUGUAAAUUUUUCGAUCUCGGUUGUUGUGCAUUCAGACACUGCUAAUAGUGAACGUGCGACACAGCGUUAUCAGAUUUGACACAAUUUUCGUCAACAGCUACACGCGUAGUCAGUAUUACGAGCGUCAGAAGCAGCCCAUCAAGGGUGUUGAUACUAGUGUUUACUCGAUUAUGACGUUUUACCGAUGCCAGUUUCAACGCGUAUGCGCGAAAAUUGUGUCUAAUUUGGGAGUACCGGUACAACGACGCACUGACGGAUUUGCGUGUAUCAAGAAUGGGCAAAGAAAGUAUGCAGAUAAAACUGUCGAUUGUAUUCGUUGAAUGAAAAUUAGAGUUCGAAUUAUAAUAUUGUAAAUUUCACAAUGAAAAGGUAUAUAUAUCUGUUGAAUCACGUUUUUAUAUUUUCUACGCAGAAUCGGUACGCGUUCCUCUACACGAACCAAGAACAGCAUUUGUUGCAGUAACGAGUUCUAUUUUGAAUUAAUGGGAACGCGUUUAAAUUCUUAUCGAUACUUUUUUUUUGUACAAUUUCUUAUCUCUUAUAUUUUAUCCGUCGAUGCUUUAUACGUAAAUUGUAACAUAAAGCUUACACAAGUUUUAUUGUUACAACUUAUAAUUUAACGAAUACUUAAUUAUUAUAAGAAAUUAGCGUUAUAACAAAUAAAUGAAAGUGCAUAUUGCA
This is a messenger RNA of Hylaeus volcanicus, 2824 nucleotides long. Its product is annotated as oxidative stress-induced growth inhibitor 1-like. The coding region runs from base 412 to 2106 and encodes 564 amino acids. The record is from RefSeq and is a predicted model, not a curated record. The transcript is spliced from 7 exons. NCBI's taxonomy places the organism in Eukaryota, Metazoa, Arthropoda, Insecta, Hymenoptera, Colletidae.